Ostrea edulis (European flat oyster) is the source of this 9394-nucleotide messenger RNA. RefSeq lists its product as uncharacterized. Gene Ontology annotation, molecular function: DNA binding. Gene Ontology annotation, biological process: DNA integration; DNA recombination. The transcript has 21 exons. Lineage: Eukaryota; Metazoa; Mollusca; Bivalvia; Ostreida; Ostreidae. The record is from RefSeq and is a predicted model, not a curated record. Bases 3710 to 7573 code for a protein of 1287 amino acids.
UUGUUUGUGUGUCAGAGUGUGACCCCACACACCUGACAGUCAACUCUGAUCAUAUUUGGAUUGUUUCUGCGAAGCAGUGCGCGCGCAGAUUUCGGAACCAACGUACCGGAAGUAGAAAGCUAACCGGCUUGGCGAGGCUCUCACAUCAACUGAUCAUCAUGCGGUCUAAGAGAAAAAAACCGAAUUUGUUAGCAGAAGAAACCAUACUUAAGAAUAAAGAUUUAGAAGGAUUCAAGAUGGAUAUCAUACCUCCAAAAGGUCGAGGAGUAAGAACAACAAUUGAGAGGUGUAAAGGAGACUUUUUGCUUGCCUAUCAUGGGGAGUUAAUCAGUGGAGAAGAAGGAAUGAAACGAGAAAAAAAAUCUGACUCUGUGUUCAGAUACUUCUUUUUCUUUAAAGGAACACAAUGGUGCAUUGAUUCCACUUUAGAAGUUGAUAGUGGCCAGUGGAUGGGGAGACUUGUCAAUCACGGAACACAUAGGGAACAAAACUGCAAGAUGAGAUGCAUUGAAGUUAAUCAGGUUCCAAAACUAUGUCUUUUUGCAAUUAGAGAUAUCCCGGCUGGCGAAGAACUCUUAUACGACUAUGGAGUAGCAGAUCUGCCAUGGGAGGUUUGUUUAGCAUUUUGAAUUAUGUAAUUUUAUUUAACAUAUUACAGAGUAAAUGUACCAGUGUAACUGUAAGUAUAAACAGAGCCACUGAAUUUUAAAACUUCAUAUUGCUGAAAAGUUAAACAUAUUCUUAUUUCAAGAAAUAUAGAUAAUAAUGCCAAAAAACUUGUGCUUAGAUGUUCUUCAUUAUGUUCCCCGUAGCUAAUCUGCUUCAAUUUGCCCUUAUUCGUCUGUGUGUAUUUGUGCAUGUUUGUCAUACUAUCACUAUCAAUCUGGUGUCAUGCAAAAGUUGUAAAGUAUUUGUGCUAGAGCUAAGAAACUUUGUGGGAUUGUUCCUCAGGUGUUGUAGUUAUGCACCUUGCAUUUCGUUUACUCGCGCAUAAAAUUUUGUAGAGUCAUUGACAAAUGCAUAAAUUGGGGUCAUAUGUGUCCUAUGGAUGCAAUUCUAGUUGGUUACUGGGAGUGAAUGUUCCUGACCACAGUGGACCAAUUUUUGCUUUAAGUUAACUGUACUGUUGUCAUUUUUAUCAGAUAUGUUUGAGGUCCAAUGGUCUUUCAUGAUGACUGAAAUAGGUUAAAUCAUGUAUGCUAAUAUAAAAUGCUAUUUUUGUUCUUUUUUUUAUCACAUUUUAGAACAAAAAAUCAAAAGGUAAAGUAGUUCACUUUGUUCAAAGGGAUGUAAUGAUACUGUUAUUUUGUUACCAGUUUUUGUUUUUGUUUUGUUAUUUUCACAUUUAGCUUGUCUGUUGUUGUUAUUUGAAAAGAAUAAUUCUCAGUUACUGUGACAUCUGCUGGAUUGUUGUCAUUGUGAUAACAUCUAGAUGUUGGCACACAAGGUGGUGCAUUUGUAAUUUAAUUGUUCAAGUGUGGAAUUUUAUACAAUUUUUGUCAAGCUCGCUUGCGGAAGCUGAUAUAGUUGUCACAACGGCAGUUCCGUGUUUGUUAGUCAGUCAGUAAGUUAGCGUGUCAUUCGAAUUUUGUGUCCGGGCUGUAUCUCCCUCACUUAUCAUCAGAUUUUAAAAUAACUUGGCAUAACUCAUCAACGCAAGAAGGCGAUGUGUCAAUUGAAUGAACCAUGACUGAUGGUCAAAGGUCACACUUCAAGGUCAAAUGCUGAAAUUCAAUGUUUUUAUCCUUGUAUGGGCUGUAUCUUCCCCAUUAAUGAUCAUGUUUUAAAAUAACUUGGCAUAAGUCGGUGGUGUGUCACAUACAAGAACAAUGAAUGUUGGUCACAAGUCAAGAUCACACUUCAAGGUCAAAUUCUGAAAUGCCUCAUUAGGCCAAAAAAAGGUGUGUUUCCAAUUACAUAUCAAAAAAAAAUGUAGGGUCGGGGGUUGGAAACAUUUUUUUUUUGCUUUUAUAUUUUAUUCAUGCGCUAUAAUUCAGUACAAAUUUGCCUUGCAUCACCAGGAACAAAGUGUAUUCACAAUAAAUAUGUUUGUGUGUACUGGCAUGUAACAUCCGAGUGUUCAGUAUGGGAUUAAAAAUAAAUUAAAGCAAAAAAAUGACAUUUUGACAACUGAUUUUACCAUGCAUAUUUAAAAGUAUUUAUUACACGAGUAUGUCUUCGGAAAGCAUGAAGGACGCCAUCUUGGAAGAUUUCGGUAAUUUGAUUAUUGAGCCCGAACUUAUUAGAGAUCGAAAAACGAAGUGUACGAGAGUUAAGGACUGGAAAUGACUAAAAAAGUUAGGGUCGGGAGAAAAUUUUAGGGUCGGUCGGGUAAUCGGAAACACACCUACCUUUUCUUUUGCCUUAUGUUUGUAAAGCUGUAUCUACCUCAGUUAUCAACAGAUUUAAAAUGAGUUGGCAGGAGAGAUCACCACCAGAAGAUGAUGUGUCAUAUGCAAGAGUCAUGCGUAUUGGUCAAAGGUCAAAAGGUCACACUUGAAGGUCAAAUGCCCAAAUUGCAUAUUAUUAUGCUUUUAAUUCCGCACUGCUUCUCCGUCAUUUAUCAAUGCACUUCAGAAUAACUUGGCCUAAGUGAUCAACACCAGUAAGUGAACAUCAUACUUAAAGGUCAAAUAUUAAUAUCCUAAUGUAUACAGCUAGAAUAAGCGGCGGACUCGACAUGUUGGUGUUCUGCCGACAAACAUCUAGUUUCAGUAUUUUGAUUAGUGAAAGAAGUAUGAAUUGUGUAUUUAAAGGGACAUAGACACGUUCUGAGCUAAAAUUGUUCACAUUUUAGAUUUCCAUUUUUAAUGUUUACAAUGCUCACUUGGGUAUUUUUAAUGGUCAGCAAAAAUUUGAACAUCAUUUGUUGAGUUACAAGUGAGAUACAACACUUACAAUUCUUCACUAUGUAGUAUGUGCACAAGGCUCAAGCCAUGUUUUUGUUUACCUACAUACCUACAUUGAAUAUGUUAGUGUAACUUUCGUUUAAAGCAGAUUUUUUCAUAUUAUAAGUUUAUUCUGAACACAAUUCAACGUUCCUAGUGAUUCUCACAUCUCAUUUUGUUUUAAACAUGGUAAUUUCUGUGAAGCAAUCAUUAUGUAAACAAAAACAAGGUUCGAUCCUUGUUUACAUAGUGAAGAAUUGUAAGUGCUGUAUCUCACUUGUAACUCAACAAAUGACGUUCAAUUUUUUUUUUUCCUGACCAUUAGAAAUACCCUUAGUGAGCAAUGCAAAGAUAAAAAUGCAUGGAAAUCUAAAAUUUGAUUAUUUUUAGCUCAGAACGUUCCAAUGUCCCAUUUAGUUUCCGACUGCCAUUUACAUAUAUAGGUCAGGACCAAAAUGCACAUUAGACUAGUUUUUAAUAAUUAUGUAACUUCUAUUUGAGGACUUGAUUACAGUUGAGAGACAGUAUGCAAUGUAAGGUGAAUAUAUAGCAUUUUAUGAACAAACAUUGUGUGGUACAGGGAGCACACACACACAGUAAUUUUUCCCAUGAUGCAUCAGAGGAACUUUCCCAUGAUACAUCAGAGGAACAGCCAUUGUUGUUUUGUGACUUGAAACAAUGAACAAAACAAAAAAUGGAAUAUGAACUUUUAAAUUUGAUUCUUUUAAUAAUUUUAAUUAUUUUAGUAAUUAUUUUGAUAGUUGAACUGUCUCUUAUGUAUAAAACCAUCAGAAUUUUUUUACAUAUUUGGGAUAAACUUUAUGGUUAUGAAUGGUUACAUGGUUCGCCAGAGUGAUUUAUUAGUAUUAGAUGACGUUGGGAUUGAUGUGAGAAAUGAGCCAUCCAGUAUUGCUGAUAAAGCCUCCUCUACAAGCUCUCCUGAUUUUGAAAGCAGCACCGAAGGAAAUAGCUUAAGAGAUGACGUUGGGAUUGAUGUGAGAAAUGAGCCUUCCAGUAUUGCUGAUAAAGCCUCCUCUACAAGCUCUCCUGAUUUUGAAAGUAGCACCAAAGGAAAUAUCUUAAGAGAUGACAUUGGGAUUGAUGUGAGAAAUGAGCCAUCCAGUAUUGCUGAUAAAGCCUCCUCUACAAGCUCUCCUGAUUUUAAAAGCAGCAUCAAAGGAAAUAGCUUAAGAGAUGACAUGGGGAUUGAUGUGAGAAAUGAGCCAUCCAGUAUUGCUGAUAAAGCCUCCUCUACAAGCUCUCCUGAUUUUGAAAGCAGCAUCAAAGGAAAUAGCUUAAGAGAUGACGUUGGGAUUGAUGUGAGAAAUGAGCCUUCCAGUAUUGCUGAUAAAGCCUCCUCUACAAGCUCUCCUGAUUUUGAAAGUAGCACCAAAGGAAAUAUCUUAAGAGAUGACAUUGGGAUUGAUGUGAGAAAUGAGCCAUCCAGUAUUGCUGAUAAAGCCUCCUCUACAAGCUCUCCUGAUUUUAAAAGCAGCAUCAAAGGAAAUAGCUUAAGAGAUGACAUGGGGAUUGAUGUGAGAAAUGAGCCAUCCAGUAUUGCUGAUAAAGCCUCCUCUACAAGCUCUCCUGAUUUUGAAAGCAGCAUCAAAGGAAAUAGCUUAAGAGAUGAAGAUGGGAUUGAUGUGAGAAAUGAGCCAUCCAGUAUUGCUGAUAAAGCCUCCUUUUCAAGCUCUCCUGAUUUUGAAAGCAGCACCAAAGGAAACAGCUUAAGAGAUGACGAUGGGAUUGAUGUGAGAAAUGAGCCAUCCAGUAUUGCUGAUAAAGCCUCCUCUACAAGCUCUCCUGAUUUUGAAAGCAGCAUCAAAGGAAAUAUCUUAAGAGAUGACGUUGGGAUUGAUGUGAGAAAUGAGCCAUCCAGUAUUGCUGAUAAAGCCUCCUCUACAAGCUCUCCUGAUUUUGAAAGCAGCAUUAAAGGAAAUAGCUUAAGAGAUGACGAUGGGAUUGAUGUGAGAAAUGAGCCAUCCAGUAUUGCUGAUAAAGCCUCCUCUACAAGCUCUCCUGAUUUUGAAAGCAGCAUCAAAGGAAAUAUCUUAAGAGAUGACGUUGGGAUUGAUGUGAGAAAUGAGCCAUCCAGUAUUGCUGAUAAAGCCUCCUCUUCAAGCUCUCCUGGUUUUGAAAGCAGCACCAAUGAAAAUAGCUUAAGAGAACCAGAGGUCACAGAUGUCAGUGAGAUAGAGAGCUUCGAUGACACCGAUAAUGAACUAGAUUUCAGUUUUGAAUCCAGGACCAAAGGAAAAAGCUUUAUAGAACCAGAGGUCACAGAUGUCAGUGAGACAGAGAGCUUUGAUGACAACGAUGAUGACCCAGACUUCAGUUUAGAAUCUGACUGUGUGUCCAACUCAUCCGAUAUAUCUGACGUAAUACCUCUGAAUGAAAAUUCAGCAUUCUCUUUGAAAAAACAAACAAGUACAGGUGUAAAACGACGAUAUAAUAAACAAACAACUGUGUACACAUCAAAUCAAGAGGUAACUACAACCACAGAUGGUACUUCAACUAAAAAGGCAAAGAUUACAUCAAAUCAAGAGGUUACUUCAACCACAGAUGGUGCUUUAAAUAAAAAGGCAAAGAUUACCAUCCAGAAAAGUAAUAAUGAAAAGGGCAGAAAGUGGGAUAAAAAGGAGUACUGUCUUUUCUGUGAGAAAAGUUCGACAAACAUCAGAAAGCACUACCUAAAAUCACACAAAACAGAAACAGAAGUACAAAAAAUAAUGCGUUUGCCCCUGAGAUCAAAGAAUCGAACUGCAGAAAUAACACGCUUACGAAAUGCUGGAAACUAUAAACACAAUGUUAGUGUAUUAAAAAAGGAAAGUGGUGAACUUGUUGUUGUUGCAAGACAAUCAAAUGACUCAAAGCCAGAGGAUUAUCUUCCUUGUGAUGAAUGCUUGGGUUUUUUCUUAAAGGAAGGUCUUUGGAGGCACAAGCAGGUGUGCAAAUUACGCACAGGGAAGCAGAAGUCCAGGAGAGUCCAAGCAGAUGCAGCCCUACUCUUGCCUGCUUCUAACUCCAUACAUGCAGGACUGAAGGAGAAGGUUUUUGGCAAAAUGGUAAGGGAUGAGGUAACCAUCGCUGCACGUAAUGAUGCUAUUAUACUGAAAGUUGGUGAAAAACUGUAUCAAAAACAUGGACAUUUGACACAUCUCUAUUCCCACAUCAGUCAAAAAAUGAGGGAACUUGGGCGGUUUUUGAUAUGCGCAAAAACCCAAGAUUUAAGCAUCAAUUGUUUAAAUGACAUUAUUGACCCUGAGAAGUUUCCAUUGGCAGUUAAGUCCACCAAGGUUUUGUGCGAGUUCAAUGAAGUGACAAAUACUUACAAAAAUCCUUCUUUAGCUCUCAAGUUAGGACACCUGCUGAAAAAAUGUGCAAAAGUGGCAAAAUCAGAAGCCCUGAUCAAUGGCGAUGUUGAGGGAGGAAGCAGAGCAGACAAUUUCUUGACACUCUGCGAGAACGAAUGGACUGAUGAAAUUUCAAGUUCUGCUUUGCAAACAUUGACAAGAAACAAGAUGAACAAAGGCUACUUGUUGCCAUUAUCGGAAGACAUCAUACGACUCAACAAAUUCCUAGACCAAAAAACAGAGUCCCUACUGGAAACGCUUCAUAACCGUUUUGACAGGGCUGAAUGGGAAUUGCUCAAUCAGAUGACUUUGGCCCAGCUUGUACUGUUUAAUCGUAGGCGCGGUGGAGAAACUCAGAGAUUGCUGGUAGGUGCUUACUGUUUAAGAACACAGAACAAAGAUUGUCCGCAAGAAGUUAUGGAAGCUCUAAGUGCAACUGAAAGAAUCCUUCUGGACACAUUGUCAAGAGUGGAAAUCAGGGGUAAAAGGGGGCGCACUGUUCCAGUUCUACUGACACAAAAGGCUAAGAGGUGCAUUGAACUUCUUUUGAGAUGGAGAGAUACAGCAGGUGUUGCCAAAGAAAAUAAAUAUGUAUUUCCUAGGCCUAACUAUGGUUCUUUAGAAGCACUGAGGAGUGCUGAUGUCUUGAGGACUUUUUCAAAGGCAGCAGGUUUGACCAAUCCAGAAAUGAUUACAAGCACGAGACUUCGAAAACAUGUAGCCACAGUUGCACAGGUUUUAAGUUUGAACAAGAAUGAUCUGGAAAUUAUGGCAACCUUUAUGGGCCAUGACAUAACCGUUCACCGAUCUUUUUAUCGGCUUCCUCAGGAAACUCUACAGGUCGCUAAAAUGGGACGCCUACUGACAGCUUUGAAUAAUGGAUCAAUUGGACAAUACAGCGGAAAGUCUCUAGAGGAAAUUCCUUUGGACGAGACUGCCGAGUUAAGCAGUGAGGAAGAAAUGGACGAGAAUGAUAAUCAAGAGGACCAAGAGGAUGAAGUACAAGGCAUUCAGAAUCCUGAAUCAUCUGACAUGGACAAUCUGACAGUGGCUAAACCCAGUGCAACUGUGACCUCAUCACGCCAACCCAGUACAACUGUGACCUCAUCACGCCAACCCAAAUGUGUACAAAAACUCAGUGAAGAACAGAGUCAGCUCCUGAAGUCGCUGUUCAAAACCAAUAUCGCUUUGAGAAAGGAACUUCGGUGUGAAGACUGUGAAAAAGUGAUAAAGAAAUAUGAAGUUCUGAGCAGAUUGUCCUGGAAAAAAAUAAAGAACACCAUUCAUAACUGGAUUACUAGUGAAAAGAAAAAAACCAAGAAGUUGAUAUAGACCUGUAGACUGUUAAUUCAAACAUGAUCCCACUUUUCCUUACAUUGGACAAAGAAGAAAAUCAACCGUGUUUUAUCACGCAAUAAUUUAAAGCAGUCUAAAAAUAGCAUCAGUCAGUGCCUGUUGAGGUUUCCUUUCCUUUUCCUUUUUAAUAAAUCGAUUUGUAAAGACAAUUUUAUUAAUUUCAGACGUAACAAAUAAUAUGAUUUCAUUUUAUAUAUACAAUAGCUAAUUUACAUUAUUAUUUUAAGAAUUUGAAUUCUCUCUGAUGUCAAAGUUCUGUGAUGAUGACUUGACGUCGCAGAUGCACACUUCAAUAAUACAGUUCCGUUUUGUUUUAGGUUAAAACCCACUAAUUGUAUAUGUUAGAAUCGAAAUAAUAACUGCGUUACCAUAUUGUUGUAUCGUUGAAUAAAUUGUCUCGACUGAUCAUAAAACUGUGAGUUUUUACUGCAUCGUAUAGUGUAGAUUUUACUAUGAUGAUUUUUCUACAUGUGUAUAGAGAGAAAAUGCUUAUCAUGUUAGAAUACACAUUCUAUCAUUCAGUAGAUUUGUAAAAGAGGUGCUUUAACAUAUUCCUUAUGUUAUUUUUAAUGUUACAUAGUACCGGGCAUUUCUUCAUAUAGACUAUGUUACCCUGGGGAACACUUCUUUCUCCAUUCUCAUGUUUUAAUGAUUAUUAACUGAUAAGUUCCUUGGAAACUUUUGAACAAUUUCUAUAUAAAUAGAUUAUACUUGCACAAUAGUUAGUAUAUUUUUCUUUAUAGUUAAGGCAUUGUGACAUGUACAAAAAUUUGUUUCUUAAUUAAAUGUUUUAUGUUGCUUUAUUCACUCUUAUAAUAUAUGUGUUGGAAUAAAUUUCUAUAAUUAUGCAUAUAUAACUUGAUCUUUUCCAGAAGAUUGUAGAACUUCACAAUUUAAAUGUUAUAAGGAACUUAGAGACAAUGAAGCCCCUUGACAUAUAAAACAAACAUUUUUGGGAUUAAAAAUUUAAUAUAAUACUGCUUGGUGUUGUGCAAGAUGGUUUUGCUCUUGAAGAAUAUACGUAUGUUGGAAAAAUAAACUUUUUUUAAUCUAUUUUUUUUUUCUUAUGGAUUGUUUUUAUAGAUAGUAUUACCUUUAAACAAAGAUUUAUAAGUUAAAUAAUUUGUGCACAAAAAUAUGCAUUUAAUAAAACAAAAAAAAUACUGUGCAUAAUGUUUAAAUUAGCAAAAAGAAGGUUUUGUCAAAAUAAUUUGUUGAAAUGCCAAUGUUUAGUUCAUAAUUGUUAUAUUUGCCAAUGUUGAUAAUGUUGGUAUGUAUGUGACAAAAGUAUGUCUAAAUCAAUUAGGCCAAAUAAAAAAUAUGUAUGGUUCCGGUGCCCGACCGAACCUAUUUUUCCCCCCACCCAAGCACUUUAUAGUGGACUGCCAAAAAUAAAAGAAAUGGGUAAAUUAACUUUUCUGAUAAAGUAUUUUAUUUCCAUUAACAUUUUUAUCAGACCUGCUUAAUUUUAAUUUUUUAUCAUUCAAAGGAAUGAGUAGUACGGGCUAUAUAACCACAUUCCAAACGAGACCACCAAAUUCAAAAAUAAAAGAUAAAUUAAAAUGUUAAAAAUCCCAGGCAACCGACCCUAUUUUUUUGGUAGGGGGGGGGGGGGGGGGCAUGUAUCCAGAACCAUACAAUUUUUUUUUUCAUUUGGGCUUUUCAAUAGUUGUAUUGAUUGUAUUUUUCUCAACAAUGUACAGUAUUGUUUCUUUUCCAACUUUCUUUUAAAAAUAGUACAUGCUUGUAAGCUUUGUUUAACUUGUAAUUGAUUUAAUAAACUUGUAAACUUGUUAA